Hyposmocoma kahamanoa is the source of this 3725-nucleotide messenger RNA. Its product is annotated as (E3-independent) E2 ubiquitin-conjugating enzyme UBE2O. Bases 51 to 3725 code for a protein of 1224 amino acids. The transcript has 25 exons. Lineage: Eukaryota; Metazoa; Arthropoda; Insecta; Lepidoptera; Cosmopterigidae. The record is from RefSeq and is a predicted model, not a curated record.
CAUUCACGUAAAAACAAAAUUAUUUGUGUCUUUCGAUAAUUCCCGUCAAUAUGGCGGGGCAAAAUCCAGGUUCGCCAACUGACUUUCAGUAUUUUUACGAGGAUGAAGUGUAUAAAAUCAACAACAGCGGCCAAGUGGUUUUUGGUCUUGUACUUGAGAACUAUGAAGCCAACUUGAGUGAUCAAGAAAGCGACACUGAAACACCCAUUCAAAAAGGCGAAAUUCGUGUUGUCUGGCACCCAUCCGGCACCGAACGAGUUAUAUCCGAGAAAUCUGUGGGCCUGUCUGACAGGUCUCUCAUGCCUGGAGAUGUAGUCCGUCGAAUGAUAGCUGGCAAGGAUACGCAGAGAGGCUACUGCAGAGAAAUUAUAAUGACUGCAGCACUUCAAAUUGUAGGCACAAAACAUGUCAUUCCCAAUGUGGCUAGUGAAAGACUGCAACCUUUGGAGGAAUUCACCCCUGAUCUUGCUGUGUGCCUCGAUUCCUGGGUUGGCACAUCAAAGGCUGUCCAUAGCAAACUGCGUCUUGUAUCUGCUGAUGGCUCCAGGCUGGAAUACCCUGAUCUUGACAGCUGCCCUCUUGAGGACUACUCUAUGCGCCGGCGCCGUUCCACACCCUACUCCUCAUCAGAGUUCUAUCCUGGCCAGGUGGUCUAUGGACCCUUGGGCUCUCUGGAUAAUGCCAACUGGUUACAUGUCACUAAGGAGAUGAAGGCAGCAAGAAAGCAUAAGAUGCAUGAUCAUAAGUUCACAGUCGAAGCGGUAGUAACGGAGAGCGUCAGUGUGCAUUGGCAAUGCCGUGCACUGUGCACGCACCCCUCAGAUCAAGCUCAGCCACAGCAACCUAAAUUUCUUGUUGAAGGUGAUGAUCUGAGAAACUUAAAAUUACUAAAUGUCUUCGAGCCAUGCACACUGCAGGUCGGUGAUAGGAACUUCCUCACUAUUGGCCCUGAAGACACUUUUAUCACCAAGAAGCAAUGGCGGAAACAACAGAGUAAAUAUUAUAGAAAUAUUCGCAAGCAAACGAAGCCUACGCGGAAAUCCUCUAAGUCAGAGACUAACUCAACUGAACAUAUGCCAUCAAGACCUAAGAAACGAGCUUCUUCACACCGCAAGAUUAAGGCUGCUGAUACCGAUAUGGAAGUAGAUACGGAAGAUAACAUAGAACCAGAUGACACUUUGAAGACUGAAAGCACUUGUCCAACUAUCAAGGUGGAAUCUAGCGGAGAUGUGAACUCGUUGCCUGUGGCCAGCAGUUUGGAGGAUACCAUCACAGAAGAGAAAAAUGAUUCUGGCAUUAGCCCGGAGCCAGCAAAAGAGGACAGUUCGUUACUGAACGGCGAUAGCAAGUCCUUGGAGACGGCCUUAAACGACGAUGACUCCGACAAUUGGGAGAACACUAGCAGCGACGGCAGUGACACUGACAGUGGGGCCACGUGGUCAUCUCGGUGCUCGUCGGCGGCGUCGCAGCGCGGCAAGCGCUCGCCGCAGCUGGCGGUGCGGCUGCUGCGCGGCAAGCGGCUCAAGCGGGCCGUGCGCCGCGCGCCGCCGGCGCCGCCGCCGCGCCUCGGCGACCGCGUCGUCGUCGAGACGCUGCACACCACCUCGCGCGCCAACGUCGUCUGGCAAGACGGCACUAUCGAAAUGGACAUACCGUCGACGCAGCUAUACCCGAUUCAUCACCUGGACGGACAAGAAUGCUUCCCGGGAGAUUUUGUCGUCAGUGGUGCCGCGAAUCUCGAAGAUAACCAGCAGCUAAAGCACAGAGAGUAUGGCGUGGUACAACGUGUGGACCAUCAUGGACGGACCGCCAUAGUGCAUUGGUACCGCACUUACACCAGUGCCGACGAGCCUGUACCCCAAAUGCUACACGAGAGUGAAGUGAGCGUGUACGACCUAAAGGACCACCCGGACUUCCAAUAUCGACCUGGCACGGUAGUCAUUCGCGUCGCCAACUUUACCGGCGAAGACUCCAACUGCACUGCUGGACAGGUCAUCGACAAUUUUCCGUCUGGCCGCGUCAAAGUGUGGUGGGUGGAUGGUCAUACUAGCAUGUGCUGGCCACAGGAUCUUUAUAAGGUUGGCGAGUAUGAUUCCGAGGACGGUGAGCUGUGGGGCUCCGAGGGUUCCGCGUCUGACGACUCGUGGGAGACGCAGAGCUCGGCGCACGACAACGAACCGCCCACGCCGACUCAGCCGCUUAACGAACCGCCCAAGUUCCCUGCACUGCCCCCUACGCCACCGGAGGAGGCAGCACCGGCGAUGGUCGAGGUGCCGUCCGCUGCGAUCGUACCGCGGCUGCUGGAGCCACGAGUGGCGCAACACAUAGAGAGAGGACGGGUUGCCAUGCGACGCCUUGAAGAGAUGUUCGCUAAGCAUCCCACACUGCAGAGCCAAGAGAUCAUGCGUAAACUUCUCAAUCUGUAUAAGGAUUGUCGGUUCUUAGACCGGCUCAUGGGCACUUCGUUCUUCCACGAGGAUCAUUUCUUGGGUCUUUUAGAACGAGUGCGUGAACGUGGUGCAACCACACCUUGCGCAGGCGAGAGGCGCGUCCACGAACAACUCGCGCGACUGUUUUCCAACGAGCCGUCGGCUGAGGCGACGCCCAUCGAUGCCAUGUCUAUCGACGAAGAGGACAAGCCUACUCGCACUAUCAUCACAACUAAUGUCUGCGUUGAACCCAUGGAGGUUGAAAGUACUCCGUCAAAGAAGGAUCUACACUUGAACAUCGACCCGGCUCAGGCGUCGGGAUCCGAUCAAAACCUUUCAAAGGAGCCUUCGGGCAGUGAAAACGCUGACGAGGCAACCGACGUGGACGGGACGACUCGCAACGUUUGCUACAAGCUGUGCUCGCUGAUCCAUCAACAAUUGAUCAAGGCGCAUGCCGAAGUUAGCCGGAGAAGGCCGCAAGAGUUGGCCGAAUUCCUUAACGGCUUAAUGAGAAAUCAAAACGCGACUAAGGAGAAGUUACCCUACCACUUUUCAGUUCAAUACGGCGCGUUGGUAGUAAGCCUGGCCGAGGAGGAGAAAGACAAACCGGCUGGUGAGACUAAGAACGAAGGGAACGCCAGCGGCAAAUCCGAUGAAAAUCCGGCACCGAUAGUGCCCGAUACGGCACCGCUAGCAACAGCCGAAGGCGCCGAAUUAGAAGGAGAUACGGACUCCUUAAACGCUGCUAAUGCCCUUGGAGGGAGCGAGACAAAAGAUGACGGCGAAGGCUUCUGUGUUUUGGAGAGUGCACCGAGUGGUCACCGCUUCCGUCUUUCUAUUCUGCAGCCGUCUGAACCACGGACUUUCUACUCGGCUGUCAAGCGUGAAAUUAAGCUGCUCAAGAGUGAUUUGCCUCCUGGAGUAUGGGUUCGCGGGUACGAAGACCGCAUCGACCUUCUGUCGGUGAUGAUCGCCGGGCCUACAAAGACGCCGUACGAAGACGGGCUGUUCGUGUUCGACGUGCAACUCGGAGGGGAGUAUCCGCGCGCGCCGCCACUUUGCCACUAUCACUCGUACUGCACAGACCGCCUUAACCCCAAUCUAUAUGAAGAUGGCAAGGUGUGCGUGUCUCUACUGGGCACGUGGUCGGGGCGCGGUGUGGAAGUGUGGGGCAAGGACAGCUCGCUGCUGCAAGUGAUCGUGUCACUGCAAGGGCUUAUUCUCAAUGCUGAGCCCUACUUCAACGAGGCAGGAUACGAAAGGCAGAAAGGACCGAUCGAGCUGGAGUGUCGGUAA